GAGAGGGAGGGAGCAAGGGACAGAGAGGGAGCGAGGGAGAGAGAGGGGGCGAGGGAGAGAGAGGGAGCGAGGGAGAGACAGGGAGCGAGAGAGAGAGAGGAAAGAGAGGGAGCAAGGGAAAGAGAGGUCGCAAGGGAAAGAGACGUCGCAAGGGAGAGAGAGGUCGCAAGGGAGAGUGAGGGAGAGAGAGGGAGCGAGGGAGAGAGAGGGAGCUUAACUCCUGACAAGAAAAAAAGAGUGUGGGUGCACUAGAGCCACUCUCAUUGAGUCUAAGUAGAGCCAGUUUGGAUAGUGGUGACAUUAGAGCCUCCAUAGGUCAGAUCUCUCUCUCUCCACUCUUCAGUGGGGUGUAAAGCAGAGCCCCAGACCCCCUUCAAAGGGCCGUAGCGAUGGCGGCUAAGUCUAGAUGAUCCAGGUGGACUUACACCAGGGGCUCCAGUGGACAGGAGGGCACGCAGAGAGAGGACACUUUAAUUUGUUCCAGAUGAAAUAUUUGGCUUCUCAGAUCUUAUUACCUUAACUGGAUUUUGCGAGGAUGUGAAAAAAAUGGAUUGCAUAUUUUUCUGGGAAGUGACGAGACUCCAGAUCAAAUUGGAAUGCUGAGAGGUACCUCUGACCAACCAAGGAAUAGAAGUACCAAUGGAUGAUUUCAUAAGGAUUGUUCCAUACACUCAGUAACUGCAACCCAUAUCUACAAGGCUGUCACUUGUUGAACAUGAAGUGUUCAGAACUAUGAGCACCAACCCAAAGAAAAUGGCGGAAGGCGGCACACACCUCAGUCCUGGUAUCCCCUCCAAACGGGUCAAAGUUUCCCAGGACCACGUAGUUCCGGACACAGGGGACCCAGGUCGAACCCCGCCGGUGUUCCUGCGCAAGCUCCGCAAGGCUGCAGUGGGGACAGGGUGUGAUAUCCGUCUCAGGGUGUCUGUGGGGGGUCAGCCUGCCCCCUCUCUGUUUUGGUACCGUAACAAUGAUCUCCUGGCCCCGCCUGGGGAGAAGGAUGUUGGGGGUCUGUGGAUCAGGGAUUGCAAGGCCAGUGAUGCUGGGCUCUAUACCUGCGUGGCCAGCAACUGCCUGGGGGAGGCUCAGAGCAGCGCCCUGCUUGCCGUUAUGGACCUGGGAGAAGGUAACGUUGGGGAAACAUUGGGACAACAUUAUGAUUCAUCUGUGUUUGCUGAGUAUUGAAACAUGGGGACAACCCUCACAAAACAUUGUGUAAGUCUAUAAGGGAAGCAUGCAGGGGAACAUCUGUUAUCCAUCUACUUUUUAAAAGGUGCUCGGUAAGCAAAGGACCAAUCUUUACAAAAGCCAACAACAAUGUACCCAACAGGUUUGCAGGUGGUAUAUUGAUUUAAUUCCAUCUCGAAUAGCUGUCCAUUCCACUCUAGAAAACUCUUUCAAAAGUACUUCAACCCUGCUCCUUCAAAACGACUUCUACUGUAGAAGCCGUCAGCUAGCAACACUUGUCUUGAGAGGGGUGAGGUUAAAUUUGGCUCCUCAGUCUAAAUUGAGACGUCGAGGUUUAGGGUGGGGCUGGUUUGACCCCCCCAUGUCAUCUGUCGCUGUGAUCUUUUAGCAGUUGAACCCUUCACCUUCUGACCCUCUGGUUGGAUGAUUGUUGUUUUGCAGUUUGGAGCAAACUGAAGUGAUAUGGCGGCCAUUUUGUCCAGGGUGUAACUGAGAGAUGGAGAGAGAGAGAGAUUAUUCCAUUUGAAUGUCACGCCCUGGUCGAAGUAUUUUGUGUUUAUCUUCAGUUAUUUGGUCAGGCCAGGGUGUGACAUGGGUUUUUGUAUGUGGUGUGUAUGUAUUGGGAUUGUAGCUUAGUGGGGUGUUCUAGGUAAGUCUAUGGCUGUCUGAAGUGGUUCUCAAUCAGAGGCAGGUGUUUAUCGUUGUCUCUGAUUGGGAACCAUAUUUAGGCAGCCAUAUUCUUUGUGUGUUUCGUGGGUGAUUGUCCUUAGUGUCUUGAUGUCCUUGUUCUGUGUGUAUGUGCACCAGUAUUAGGCUGUUUCGGUUUUCGUUACGUUUAUUGUUUUGUAGUGUUUGUAUUUAGAUUCGUGUUACGUUUGUUUAUUAAACAUGGAUCGCAAUCUACACACUG
Messenger RNA from Oncorhynchus keta (chum salmon), 2098 nucleotides. RefSeq names its product striated muscle preferentially expressed protein kinase-like. The record is from RefSeq and is a predicted model, not a curated record. The coding region runs from base 733 to 1185 and encodes 150 amino acids. Lineage: Eukaryota; Metazoa; Chordata; Actinopteri; Salmoniformes; Salmonidae. Gene Ontology annotation, molecular function: protein kinase activity. The transcript is spliced from 2 exons.